Molecule: messenger RNA, 3059 nt
Organism: Ylistrum balloti
Lineage: Eukaryota; Metazoa; Mollusca; Bivalvia; Pectinida; Pectinidae
Product: leucine--tRNA ligase, mitochondrial-like
Exons: 25
Coding region: 142-2859 (905 amino acids)
Biological process (GO): leucyl-tRNA aminoacylation; mitochondrial translation
Cellular component (GO): mitochondrion
Molecular function (GO): ATP binding; leucine-tRNA ligase activity; aminoacyl-tRNA deacylase activity
Source: RefSeq, a predicted model, not a curated record
CGCCCAUGUAGUCGGUAACAAGGACAUGCAGUCUGAUGUAAGCUGUUAUCGAUGUUAUUUUACAGUUAUUGAUGGGCAUUACAGUUUAACAUCAGAAGACCUGAUAAUUAAGCUUUUCAGAAGAACACGCAGCACAUCAUCAUGGUGACCUGGUGUAUCCUGAAGACACUCCGGGUAUCCUUUAGGCAGUUGGGCUGGCAGCAAAUUAGACAUGUCUUUAGUGAAACAGGACAACUGGAAGCAAAAUUUGACAGAGAUGUUUCAAGAAAACUGGAAGAAUAUUGGAAGCCACGAUUGAAAGAGCAGCAUACUAAAAAGUGCAACAAUUCAGAAGCUAACAAGGAGAAGUACUACGUGCUGUCUAUGUUUCCAUACCCCAGUGGUCAGCUACAUAUGGGACAUGUCCGUGUAUACACUAUAAGUGAUGUUAUGGCACGCUUCCACAGGCUCUGUGGAAAACAGGUCAUUCACCCGAUGGGAUGGGAUGCAUUUGGACUUCCUGCGGAGAAUGCUGCAAUAGAACGAGGUUUAGAUCCCCAACUCUGGACAACAAUGAACAUAGCCAGCAUGAAAAAGCAGAUGGACGAUCUUUUCUGUAGCUUUGACUGGGACUCAGAGCUAAAUACCAGUCAUCCUAGCUACUACAAAUGGACUCAGUUUAUUUUCCUCAAGAUGUACGAACAUGGCUUGGUUUAUCAAAAUGAGGGGGAGGUAAACUGGGAUCCUGUAGAUAAGACAGUCUUGGCUGAUGAACAGAUAGAUGAAAAUGGUCGUUCCUGGAGGUCAGGAGCAAAGGCAGAAAAAAGAUUUCUCCGACAGUGGUAUAUAAAGACAACUGCAUAUACGAAGGAUUUGAUUGAGGGUCUAGAUGAGGUGGACACAUCUCUUUGGAGGGACAUUGUACGCAUACAGAAGGAGUGGCUUGGGGAAUGUAACGGUUGCAGAUUCAACUUUGAACUCAGAAAUGAGGACGAGAAGUUUGCUGACCCAAUGAUUGUAUUUACUCAUAGUCCUGAGCUGGUGUAUGGGAUUUCUCAUAUAGCUUUGUCUCCCUCUCACAGACUUAACAACGCUGAGUACUACAUGAAUCCUGAGGAUGGUGAUAAGAAAAAUUUUGAUUUGAAAAUAAAAGCUAUCCAUCCAUUUACUGGAAAAGCAGUCCCUGUUGUGGUGUCCCAUACUACAAAAUUUGAUGAAAACAGUGAUGUCCAUUUAGCAAUCCCAGAUAUUUCUGAGGCUGACUGCCUUACUGCCACAGAACUGGACAUACCUGUACCCAGUGUACUGACCAGUGAUGGUCAAAAGGAGACAGUGGACAACUCUGCUCAGUUUUCCGGCAUGAGCAGAGAAGAGGCUUUGAAAGAAAUCACAGCAUAUGCCAGGGAGAGACAUAUCGGAGGUCACAUGUGUAGUUCAAAGCUGAAUGAUUGGUUAAUAUCAAGACAACGUUACUGGGGGACACCCAUUCCUUUGAUAAAGUGUCCCAAUUGUAAGAUUGUGCCUGUUCCAAUGAAAGACCUACCAGUGGAAUUACCUAGCCUUCCUGGUACCACAGAAAAAGGGAGGCCACCCUUAGCCCAGGUGUCAGACUGGUAUAAUGUUAAAUGUCCUAAGUGUGGUGGACCAGCUACUCGGGAGACUGACACCAUGGAUACAUUUGUUGAUUCUUCUUGGUACUUUUUCCGUUACCUUGACCCUAAGAAUACCAUCGCACCAUUUGAUAAGGACAAGGCUGACCGCUCCAUGCCUGUUAACCUCUAUAUUGGUGGCAAGGAACAUGCUGUUCUGCAUCUUUUCUUUGCCCGCUUCUUCAGCCAUUUUCUGUACAACUGUGGGUAUGUAUCCACCAGAGAACCAUUCAUCAACCUGUUAACACAGGGCAUGGUUCUAGGAGAAAGUUACAGUGUGGAUGGACGUUAUAUCUCAAAAGCUGAUGUAGACUUUUCAGGGCCAGCACCAGUUGAGAAGAGCACAGGACUAAAAGUGUUUUCACAGUGGGAAAAAAUGAGUAAAUCUAAAUACAAUGGGGUGGAUCCUCAGGAGAUAAUUGACAAGUAUGGCGUGGAUGCUACUCGUCUGUGUAUACUGUCCAACGUGGCCCCAAAAUCUGACCGCAAGUGGACGUAUGAAGUGUUUGUGGGUGUGAUGACGUGGCAGAGGCGUGUGUGGGACACGAUAAACAACUUCAUACAGGGACGAUCACAAAAUAUGCCCCUGACGUGUGAGGAAGAAAAAUUCCAGGAAUACGAAUGCUCUAUUUAUAACUUUCGUAAUGAAUGUUUAGUCAAGGUAACAGAACAACUCAGUCAGAGGUUUCUGAUAAAUUCAGCCAUAUCAAGGUUACAUGGAUAUUUGAAUAAUUUUAAGAAAAUACCCGUAGAUGUUCUUGUCCACAGUCAUCAAGCUGAGUUAGCUCUGGCUGACCUCAUCAUCAUGUUGUCGCCCAUGGCGCCAGCUUUUGCCUCGGAGCUCUGGACAGCUAUGAGCUCACAGGCGACCAGAACAACUGAUCAUAAAUGGGAUCUUGGCGUAUUGGACCAGUCAUGGCCUCUUGCUGAUCUAGAUUAUCCUUUGUCUCUAGAGUGCUGUAUAAACGAGAACACAUUAUUUCACCUGAAAAUACCACGGAAAGAAUUAGAACAGCUGUCUGAAGAGGAAGCCAUAGACAGAAUUACCAGUAACAGGCAGUUUCUGCCCUAUAUUGACAGGAAACCAAAGCCAAGCGGUUUUACGGUCAAUCGCGGAUGUAACGCAGUGGUGACCUUUUCUUCAAGUGUUGUUUUGAAGAACAAAAGCAAAACAUUUAAAAAGGCAAAAGUUAAAGCAAAAAAGGAAAAAUUAUCAACCAACCAACAAUGAAUGUCCCUAUAAAGUAUCUUUUUUUUAUUUUAAUAAAAUUGUGUUAGACUUUUUGCCUUCUAUUUGACAAACAUAUUUCAUUUCUUAUGUAUGUUCUGUGAGGUGUAUGGAGGAUUUUCUGCAAAAUGACUUUCUUGAAUUUCGUGACCACAGAAACAAUCACCACAGACGGAAUAGGGAAAGGAUAGUGAACAAUGACU